AUGAGCGGUGUUUAUUCCGGGGUACAAGCUCGUAUACAGAAAAUGGAACCGAAGGCGUUAUACGUCCACUGUGCCGCUCACAACCUCAACUUGGUAGUGAAUGAUGCAGUUAACGGGAUUGAAAAAGUACGAAAAUACUUCGCCGUGCUCCAAAGUAUCUACGUAUUUUUUGGGCAUAGCAUCAAUCGCUGGGAUUUGCUGUCUUCGUUUUCGUUCACAGGUGAAUCGGUUGUUACUCUUAAGACAUUAAAUCCAACCCGAUGGUCUGGCCGUUUACAGUCAUUGAUAGCUAUGAAACAACGCUACUCAGAUGUUUUAAAGGCGCUGAAUAGAAUUAUUUUAGAGAGUAACAAGAAAGAUGAGAAAUCAGUAGCUGCAGGAAUAAUAGAGAACAUGGAAAAUUUCGAGUUCGUGCUGAUAACGAUACUCCUAGAAAAGAUUCUCUCAGUAAUAUUUUCUGCAUCCAUGCAAUUGCAACGCAAAGAUUUGGAUAUUGGUCAGGCAAUGACACAGAUGGAGACUUCUUAUUGUGUAGCAAAAGAGCUCAGAAACCAAUUCGAAGGCACGAUUGCCGAAGCAGAAUCAAUUGCUCAGAAAUGGGGUACUGUAACGAAGUUUAAAAAUUCAAGAACUCGUGUUCAUCGAAAAUUUCAUCACGAGCUCGCGGAGGAUUACCGGUUCGUAGAUGCUAAAGAGAGUUUCAGGGUAAACGUCUUUUACGGAGUACUUGAUAUCGUGAUCAAUCAGCUUAAAAACAGAUUCGAAGGCUUAGAAAAAGUUGCUGAACUGUUUUCGUUCCUAACACCCGCGAAAUUAUUAUCUGCGACCGAUGAAGAAACGAUGGAAAAUGCUCAAAAGGUGCAAGCACAAUAUCCAACCGAUAUAUCAGAAGCGUUGCCCCUUCAGGUUCUGCUAUAUGUUAAAACACUUCGGCUGGAAAUUGAGAAGAUACACACGAUCAAAGAAUUGGCAGAACUUAUAAUCAUUAAAUUCAAUGAUAUGAGUUCGAGCUUCUCCGAAGUUUACUCCUUGUUGCUUCUCUUUUUGACGAUUCCGGUCACCGUUGCAUCCGCGGAACGCUCGUUCUCAAAACUAAAAAUGAUAAAAACUAUCUUCGAAAUUCUAUGGGCCAAGAACGGCUUUCGCAAUUAG
Messenger RNA from Venturia canescens, 1152 nucleotides. RefSeq names its product zinc finger MYM-type protein 1-like. Lineage: Eukaryota; Metazoa; Arthropoda; Insecta; Hymenoptera; Ichneumonidae. The transcript has a single exon. The record is from RefSeq and is a predicted model, not a curated record. Bases 1 to 1152 code for a protein of 383 amino acids. Gene Ontology annotation, molecular function: protein dimerization activity.